UCAUUGUGCAGACCAGAAAUGGUUGUAUAGAGAGAAAAUAUUAGAAAUCAAAUAUACUGGCACAUAAAAGUGAUGGUAUUGAUUAAGCUUUUACAGGGUUUAUUUUAUGUCCAUGUUUUUUUAGGUCAGUUUUGUUUUUAACUGCAUUUCAGUAAAACUGGCAUCGAAGAGCCUGUUGUUGAAAGAACAUUUCUGACAAUUUGGUAUUGAUUAAGUACAGAGAUUUGGCAUUAAUUUGUGCCAAAAAUUAAUGAUCAUUGAAUAAUAAUCUGAAUGGUCCCUUCAAUCUUAACCUAUGUCUUAGUGCAUUAUUGUUGAUUGGCCUGAAGAUUUUACUUGGUCUUAUAUACGGGUUGUGCUCGUGUAUUGGAGUGUUAUUCCACUGAAAGAAAACAUUGUGCAACAACAUAAUCGAGCCAAGGCAUUUGGUACUUAUUAGCUCCGUGAAGUCAUAUCUACAGUAUUUAUAUUUGUGUCAGUGAAAUAUUUGGUCAGUGAAGUACAGCUACAAGACUAUAGAGUAGGCUAACAAUAACACCAUAAAUGAGUCGACAUUGCAUUCGACCCCCGUCCAGCUCUAUCUCACGGUCUCUUUAUGCAUUUCUGUAUGAUUAGAUUUGAUUAGUACAGUUUUCUUAUGACUAAGAGGGCGGGAUUUUGAUCCAUCUGCUGAUGGGCUUGAACUUGAGCUUGUGCUUGUGGGAAAAAAGUUUUCACUUGAUCAUGAGCAUUACACAAAUCGAACUUUCUUAUUACUUCCCCGCUACUCGGAAGUGGAACUAAAGCGAUGGGUUGAAAGAAGAUGAGGCUUCUGAAAAUUGAACAAUGAAGUAACUGAUCUUUUGAGACGGGUCCUCACUAGUAAAGAAAGUGAACUGUAGUAUUAAUUUCUUUGAAUCUUUGGCUGUAGGAUAAGAAUGUAAAAGAGCGUGAAUAAAACUAUUCUACCCACCCGGAACGCGAUCGACGAAAACAAAAUGUUGUUAAAUACGGGACUGGGAUCGCAUUUGGAGUAGGCUAUUCACAAAAGACGAUUUAAGGAUUUGAACUGCUUGGACUGAUUUGGAUUCUCUUGUAUCCUUUAUGUGACAUCCCAACUUCAAAACACUUUCGAAAGGCAAUGGUAUAACUUUUUGUUCACUUCUGGCACAGAACUAUGCUUUAUUAUGGUGGAAAACACAUUUGACUUCUACCAUUGAGGCAUAUUAACCUACAUCUAAUAAAGCUACGAUGCUGAAUUUGAAAUAACAGUGAAAAUGACACACGUGAAUCAGCUGGAACAGUGAACAGUGGAUGUGAAAAUGUUUAAAUUCUACCAAGUUGCAUUGUAUAACACUCCUCUUAAUGUUCAGCAAGCUCAAGGAAAGUGUUGGUGAACAGGAACUUUCUCUAUCUGAUGACAAUUUGCCACUGAGACUCUAGAAAAGGGGAGGGGAAUAAACUGGGGAGAAAAAAAAAAUCACAUCUGGAAUUUGGAUCAUGGCAGCAGAGUGCACUGGGCGGUGUGUAAUUCUGCUCUGUCUCUUGGCAGAUGCGCUUGCCUUCUCAGGCAUUUUCAACGUCUCAGACAAAAAGUCGCUUUUCAGCGAGAACAUGGAUCGGCUGAGACCUCUGACGGCCACCACAGAACCCUGGAAGCUUAUGUCCACUAACCUUCAUCCCAACCUCUUCUUUGACCAGGUUGAGCUUAGGUCACUGAAAAAGAAGCUGACAGCCACGCACAGGCAUAUUUUCAAAGUGAUUCAAAAUGCUGUUGAUACCAUGCUUUCCAACUCUGCUAUGUACCUGCCGCCUGAAAACCACGAGGAAUUUGGCAGCAAAUGGAAUGAGAUCUAUGGGAACAACUUGCCCCCACUUGCACUCUACUGUCUGCUCUGUCCAGACGAUUCAGUUGCCUCACAGUUCUUGGUGAAAUAUAUGGACAGAAUGACAGAGUACCCUGACUGGAUGGUGACUAGUGCACCCAAUGAUGAGGUUCCCAUGGCCCAUUCUCUCACUGGCUUUGCUACAGCGUAUGAUUUCAUCUACGCCUAUUUAGACACAAAGCGGCGGUUGCGUUACCUGAAGAAAAUCCGUACUGCUACAAAAGAUCUCUAUGAGCUGUCUAAGCACAGGGGAUGGGGAAAACAGUUCCUCCAGAACCACCAGACCACCAAUAUCAUGGCUAUCCUCAUUGGUGCCCUUGUUGUGGGGGAACACAGUGAUCCGGAGACUAUGAUUUGGAAGCAGGUGGUGGUGAACUACAUGGAGAAAACCAUGUUCCUUUUGAACCACGUUGUGGACGGGUCUUUAGAUGAGGGGGUUGCCUACGGGAGUUACACAGCAAAGUCAAUCACGCAGUAUGUUUUCCUUGCGCAGCGCCACUUUCAAAUUGACAACACACAAAACCACUGGCUGCGGGCACACUUCUGGUUUUACUACGCCACUCUUCUACCAGGAUUCCAAAGGACAGUGGGCAUUGCAGACUCUAAUUACAACUGGUUCUAUGGACCUGAGAGUCAGCUGGUGUUCUUGGAUGCUUUUGUACUCCAAAACGGCAUGGGAAACUGGCUCGCCCAACAAGUCAGGAAGCACAGGCCUAAGGAUGGACCAAUGGUGCAGUCGGCGGCUCAGAGGUGGGCAACCUUACACACAGAGUUUAUCUGGUUCAAUGGUGAGAACAAGCCACAACCCCCACCAGGCUUUGGCAAAGCAGCAAUGCACAUAUUCUCAAACUGGGGUGUGGUGACAUAUGGGGCAGGGUUGCCCUACCGAGAGGGGAACACGUUCGUCUCCUUCAAAUCUGGGAAACUAGGGGGCAGGGCUGUGUAUGACAUAGUCCACGCUAAACCGUACUCCUGGGUUGAUGGCUGGACUAAUUUCAACCCAGGUCACGAGCACCCAGACCAGAAUUCCUUCACAUUUGCUCCCAAUGGCCAGGUGUUCAUUUCAGAGGCGCUGUACGGACCGAAGUACAGCUACCUGAACAACGUUCUAGUGUUUUCUCCCUCUCCGACAAGCCAGUGCAAUCAGCCGUGGGAGGGACAGCUGGGAGAGUGUGGGAAGUGGUUAUACUGGGGAGAGAAGGAGGUAGGGAGCACCGCAGGAGAAGUGGUAGCUGCGUCUUCUCACCAGGACACCCUGUUUGUCAGCGGGGAGGCCGUGUCAGCCUACUCCUCUGCCAUGAAGCUGAAGAGUGUCUACCGUGCCCUGGUGCUGCUCAACUCACAAACUCUGCUGGUCUUGGACCACGUGGAGAAACAGAAAGAUUCACCUCUGAAUGCCGUCAGUGCCUUCUUUCAUAACUUGGACAUCGAUUUUAAGUACGUGCCUUACAGAGCCUUUGAGAAGUACAGUGGCGCUCUGAUGGAUGUGUGGGAUGCACAUUAUAAAAUAUUUUGGCUGAAUAGUGAAGGUCUUAGUCCUGUUGCCAGGAUCGAAGAGGCAGAACAAGUUGCUGAGUUUAGGAAGCGGUGGACUCAGUUCAUAAAUGUGACGUUUCCCAUGGCAAAUUCAGUCACCAGAAUUGCAUACCUGAUGCACGGGCCUUAUGUUAAAGUCUCCAGCUUCAGGUUUAUUGACAAUAGCAAAGAUGGGGUCAGGUUAUCUCUCAAACUGAAUGACACAGAAACAAUUGUGUCGAUUGCCACAAACCAUCAAGACAUUGGUGCCAGAUUUAAUUAUUUGGGUUUUAGUGGCUUUGCCAAAGCAGAAAACAGCCAUCAAAUAAUAUAUUUUGGUCAGGGAAUUCAAACUGCAGUCAAUGACACUGAAUCAUACUCUUUGUCUCAUGCAGGAUGGGUCGUUGCCACAAUCGUGGGAUUAAUGCUCUUUAUAGCCAUAGCAUAUUUAAGAAGAAAAAGAACGUUGAACAUACCCUUACACUGGCUCAUGCGUUACACUUUAAUUCUCGUUGUCCUCUUCUGGCUGUUUGAGUUUCUCGUCCUCUCUAAUGGCUGCACUCAGUUCAUAUGCGGCACGAAAUGGAACCGGAUCACAGAGGAUCUCAGUGACACAGACACAGUGUCUCUUUCCCCUCGGUUUGUAAGCACCCUGCCAUCCACCAUCAUUACAUCCCUGCCAGGCUCAGGGGCUGAGAUCCUCGAGCAGCUUUUCUCCAACAGCUCUGACUACGUGUACAUCAGAAUCUCCCCUGCCCACUUGGACGUGCCAAAGACAGAGUACAAGUUUGACUCUUUCGUGGAUGCUUGUGAGUGGUCCAAAACGGAUGCCCAGAGAGGACAAUUCAAAACAAUCCAGGGCUGGUUUCACUCCGUGGUGCUCAACGUCAGGUUACACCUACAGAAUGUCCAGCUGCAUCUCAGCAGUGACAACACAGAAAACAAGUUCACCAAAAAGACAAAAGGGAAAAAAGUUGGAAGAAAGCCACUGGCGCAGCAAAGAAGCCGAAAGAAAGUCACCGUAAGGAAUUCGGGGUACACCAGGGAGCUGCGGCACCAUGUGGCUACGUAUCGAAACGCCCAGCCAGUGCUGAACCUGGCCAGCGGGGGCUGGUCUCUCAAAGUGCCUUUCAUUCAGGAGGUGAUCGGGCCCUCGUUACGGGCAAUAUAUGUGGUACGAGAUCCACGCGCAUGGAUUUAUAUGAUGUUGUACAGCACUACACCGAGCCUGUACAGCCGUAAGAAUGUUAAGAAACAUCUUGCUGCUCUCUCUCUGUUGGAGGGCAAUGGCGGCGGCGGUGGUGCCGGUGGUGGACAGGGGUGCACAAAGUUCAGCACUGAGUUCCAGGCUGUGAUGCAGCUGCUUUCACUGCCAGAACCAGAACCAGAGCCAGUGAAGCUCCUGGCACAGGUGUGGCUGGCCCACACCGCCGCGACAGUCAGGAUCAACCACGACGUGCCCACAGACAACUUCAUGCGGGUGAGGUUUGAGGACGUAGUGAAUUUCCCAGAGGACACCGCUGGGAGGAUACUGUCGUUUCUUGGGGUGCCUGUUUCCCCGGCUGCCUUGAACCAACUUAUAUAUAGCACCUCCACUAACCUGUACAGUCUGAUGUAUGAGGGAGACAUAUCUCCAGCCAGCAUCAAUAUAUGGAAGGAGAGCAUGAACUACAAUGAUAUAAAAACUAUUGAGGAUAUGUGUUGGCCCGUUAUGCAGAAAAUAGGUUAUGAGAAAUUCACAAGCUAGGGUUAUCAUAAACUCUUUAAAUGUUCUCUUUUGAAAACUGUGUUUGUUCAACCUAUGGAUGCACAUACACUUAUGUACUCUAAAUGUAAUGCCAGACAGCAUUAAAGAUGUAUAUCAUUU
Messenger RNA from Clupea harengus (Atlantic herring), 5247 nucleotides. It is a transcript of the gene dsela, whose product is annotated as dermatan sulfate epimerase like a. The record is from RefSeq and is a predicted model, not a curated record. Lineage: Eukaryota; Metazoa; Chordata; Actinopteri; Clupeiformes; Clupeidae. Gene Ontology annotation, molecular function: chondroitin-glucuronate 5-epimerase activity.